AUGAGGCCUCCGGUAAUGUACUUUUUCCUCGUUGGUUUGUGGACUUCUGCCACACCUGUCGAUGGCUUCAGCGCAAGAAGCCUCACUAGCAUAACGCACCAGCGGCUGGUGGACAAGGAGGAGUGGGGAGCUCUCUCAGAUGUUCUGCAGUCUGCGGGGGAUGCGAUAUCUUCUGCAGCGCAUGAUCUUGUCGGCUCUGUGACCGAAUCAGCAGCCAAGGCCCUGCUAGGUGAUCGGGCCGUGGAUUCGUUCGAGCUUCCGCCCCCCAACACCUCAGAGAUCAACAAAGAGGUGGUUAUGUGCGCCAUAGCUCUUAUUGGCGUGCUUGGCGUGGGCUAUGCAGCUGAUAUGCUCCUCCCACCCGGGAAGGUGGCCACGCGGCCCUCUUAUACCUGCAUUGCGACCCUGCUGGGCAGCUACUCCAUUCUAAUUCCAGGAUUAGUGUCGAACUUGUUCCAGUUCUUGCUGGGUGUGCACCUGCUGGGCGUCAAAGUCCUGCUGACAGAGGAGAAUGGCAAGCCAGCCGCGAUUUCUGAAUCGUCUUUUGGACUUGUGCAUCUCUUGUGCAAGACGCACGGCUACGUUGGCGCAGUGCUGGUGGUCCUAUAUGCCAUGGUAAUCCCGUCAGUCAAGCUCAUCGCAUUGAUCUUGGCAGAAAUCUGGCGGGACAGCGAGGACCCCAGGAAAGUCCAGAGAUCUAAGCGCUUCAUCCAGGUGGUGCAGAUCAUCAGCAAGUGGGCAUGCCCUGACAUGUUCGCAUACAUCCUCCUGCUGUAUCUCUUCCGGCACCUGGAUGGUCAGGGUGGCAUCGUGAAAGCACCUGCGCGUUUGGGCAUCGGCUUUGCUUGCUUUAGCAUCUUCUGCGUCUUCUCUACCUUCUCGACCCUCAUGAUCAAGGUACCUGAGACUUCAGAGUCCAUGAGCGAUGAUGCAGCACGCCCUGUGCUCGUACGCUGGUUCGGAACGGAAAACAUUCUGUUGGCGACCGCCGCGCUGAUAGUCACGUUUCUGACCCUUUUCGGCCUGGGCGUCACAACGCCAGUCAUGGUGCUAUAUUUGGACUCGAACCUCUUGAUCCAGCCCAAUGGACCCCUGGACCCAUCCAUGCAGCCCCUCAUCGAUUCGCUGCACAUCGAGGAUUUGGUCAAUUCUGAGGUGACCGUCUUGAAGGCAACAGGUGCGCUUGCCAACUACAUCGCCUCAGGGGAGCUGAAUGAUAUCUUUGCUGUGGUGAUGUUGACUGUCUUCGUGAUGGCCCUGCCAAUUAUCAACAUGUUCUGCCUGCUGGCUGGGGCUUGGCAAAUGCGCUCCAAGGAGCCAGAUACCGAAGCGGCCUGGCAGUAUCUUCGUCAUUCGCAGUGGCUGAAGCACAUAUCCAUGCUGGACGUUUUCGUCAUGGGCAUCAUCGUGAUAACGGCAGCAGGUAGCGCCUACUCUGAAGAAGGAGUUUUGUUCGGAGUCAUGGUGGGCCUCUGGGUUCUCCUGCUGGCUGAAGUCACGCACUACUUCACACAUUACCAGGUGCAUGAUACAUACACCUACCUUGUCAGCCGCGAGAAGAAGUGA
This is a messenger RNA of Symbiodinium pilosum, 1566 nucleotides long. NCBI's taxonomy places the organism in Eukaryota, Dinophyceae, Suessiales, Symbiodiniaceae. The record is from the annotation of a GenBank genome assembly.